Molecule: messenger RNA, 7562 nt
Organism: Mizuhopecten yessoensis (Yesso scallop)
Lineage: Eukaryota; Metazoa; Mollusca; Bivalvia; Pectinida; Pectinidae
Product: cyclin-dependent kinase-like 1
Exons: 20
Coding region: 749-2374 (541 amino acids)
Biological process (GO): protein phosphorylation
Cellular component (GO): nucleus
Molecular function (GO): cyclin-dependent protein serine/threonine kinase activity; ATP binding
Source: RefSeq, a predicted model, not a curated record
UAUCGAAAAUUAAGAUUUUACACGCAUUUAAUGCUUGUGAGUUAAUAACAUGAGUAAGAAGUAUCUUUUUAUAUAAAAGUAUUAAUAUAAUACCGUAUUUCAGAGAAGUAAAAAAAACUACGUAUGAAGAUUAUAGUGCGUGCAAUAUGGCGACUAACCAAGGAAUUUACAAUGGCCGAAGAAAAUAACAGAUAUUUCCAGAUAUGUAGCAAAAUGAAGACUGGAGAUAGUGUGUACAAUUCCUAGAUUGACAAAGUUUGUAUCGAUAACCAAAGAACUUAAUGAUAAGCCGGUUCGUUGUGUAUACAAGCGGAAUGGUUUGACGGACAUGAGAUAUUUUGACAGGUGUCGUCGUGAAACUGGAUUAUUUCGUCGUAUUUCAGGGUGAACGCACAGUCAUUUAACUAGCAGUUAAGUCUAUAAGGAGGACCGUUACAUUGUCUCAUCAUUUACAUACAUAACUACCGUGUUCGAUCGUCAUUUACAUCUGUACAUCAUUGUUCCAUAGACCUACCCUUCAGUUCAUAAUAUUGGCAGCCAUUUUGUUGUUAUUUUAUCAUAAAGGUCACACAACCGUCCAAACAUCAUUAUAGCUACUAGUCAGUAAGCCUUGGAACAUCAUAAUCUUCAUUUGUAGCUGUUUAUUGUAUAAUUUACAAACAGUGCCUGUCGUGUAAAUCAUAGCCUUCCUGUAAAGCCAACGCUGUAUACACUAAAGCCUACAUGUACCAUUGGUGCGAAAAGGAUCAUGGAGAAGUAUGACAAGCUCGGCCGAAUCGGAGAGGGUUCUUAUGGCGUGGUGUUCAAAUGCAGAAAUAAAGACACAGGCGGUAUUGUGGCUAUCAAAAGAUUCGUGGAAUCAGAAGAUGACCCACUUAUUAAGAAGAUAGCGAUGCGAGAAAUCAGAAUGUUAAAGCAACUGAAACAUCCUAAUCUUGUCAACUUAAUAGAAGUUUUCAGAAGGAAGAAGCGGCUACAUCUAGUGUUUGAAUAUGUUGAUCACACGGUGCUACAUGAGCUAGAGAGAUUCCCCAGGGGAGUCAGCGAGGACUUGAUAAAGAAGAUUGUUAGCCAGCUUCUAGAAGCUGUUAAUUACUGUCACAGUCGGAAUUGUAUACACAGAGAUGUAAAGCCAGAAAACAUCUUACUGUCUACAGAACGACAAGUGAAACUCUGUGAUUUCGGCUUUGCGAGAGUUUUAACGGGACCGUCUGAUAAUUACACAGACUAUGUAGCCACGAGAUGGUACAGAGCCCCAGAGCUCCUAGUCGGGGAUCCCAAAUACGGACCCCCUGUGGACGUGUGGGCAAUCGGCUGUGUAUUUGCCGAGCUUCUCUCAGGACAGGCACUGUGGCCAGGAAAAUCAGAUCUAGACCAAAUCUUCCAGAUUAAAAAGACACUAGGGGAUUUAUUACCUUCACAAAAAUCUGCGUUUUCUUCAAAUAUAUUUUUCCAAGGACUGGAGAUCCCUAAUGUAGAACCAGAGAAUUACGAGCCCUUGGAAUUAAAAUUCCACAAGAUGUCUCCAGUUGCUCUGAGUUUUAUGAAGAACUGUCUGAAUAUGGACCCUGCCGAGCGUAUGACGUGUGAGGAGUUGCUAAAGCACCCGUACCUGGAUGGUAUGACGUCACUCCUUGACACCAGCCAACGAAAGAACGAGCGCAAGAAGCAGGCGUCUCGGACAAGCAAUCAUAACUUGCCGUACUUUAGAAAUAAGAAAUGGAAACCCACAAAGGGGAAGGAUAACGAGUACCACAGGGAUGGUCAGACUGACCAGCCGCCAUUGAAACCCUACCGAUUUAGGGAGGAGGAGACACAGAGAGAGACUGAGAAAUGGAAGUCUUCAUGGAAGGGAAAAGACAAUGAGUCUCAUAAGGAGGCUGAGCCAUGGAAACAGUCCCGGGUUCGAGAAGAUGACAUUCAAGGAGAUGUGGAGCGUCAUAUUUAUAAACCGCGCUGGAAGCCCCUGAAGGUCAAAGACAAUGACUACCACAAAGAUAUGGAGAUCACGGGUAAACCAGUGAAAUGGAAGGAGACAGAUAUACUUAAGGAGUCGGAGCCAUGGAAACAGGCCCGAGGUCAUGACAAUGAUUCCCAGAAUGAUCACGAGACAUGGAAACCAUCGAAAAACAGAGAUGAUGACACACAGUCACGAGAUAUAGAGUUGUCAUGGAAACCAGCAAAAAUUAAGGAGGGAGAAGUAAAGGAAACCGAGACAAACUACAACAUGUUGCCGGUUCUGAACUCGACCAACAACACGUCUACCUCCCCUGCCCCAAAGGGGUAUGUGGGGAAGAGAAAUCCCCUCCACGACCAUCACCCUCCGAAGCAGAGUCACGACCACCACCACCACCACCACCUGCCGAACAUCUGACUCUACGGCCAAGGGGUGAUGCGUCAUGAUGGCAACUAAAUGUCUGCUGGUCAUCAUGACACAGAAUCCUGGAGGCCAAUGUUUUCAUUGUGUCGGGAGCAAUGGACAUGUUGUGUGCCUUUCACACCCUUGUCUACAGCUUCUUGCUCUCACCUACCUGUGUAUCGUUUUAAAAUGGACUACAAAUAAGGUUACCCCGCAUCAACCAUGGUUUGCUUGAACAUGCUAAAAUGUAUUGUUUUCCAUUCUGGCCACGUGUACAACUAUUAUUUUAAAAAAAUAAAUAAAUAAAAAAACAGUAUUUGUUCAGGAGAAUUCUUUUUAAAUAACAGAACAAAUGGCUAAGUUUUCAGCAAGCUUUUAAGAAAAAUUCUAGCUAGCACAAUGGCAUGCGACUAUUUUACAAAAUAAUUUUGUUGCAAUUAUCAUUUGAAUUUUUAGAGGGGUAGGGGAUAUGAAAACAGAAUUGCCGAUUUCAUUUUUUUGUUUUUUUUAUAAAGCAUAUGAAAGGCUAUUAUAAUAUAACAGUUGAAAUUUAACACAUGGAAAAUCUCGGUAUGGAAAAACUACAUGUGUGUUUCUCAAACCAUGGUUUUACAUUGAUUUUCAUUAUGAGCAAUUGCUAGAGGUAGAAAAAGCCUUGACGUGCAUUUGUGUGUAAUUUUUCACUCCCCAGUUAGCGUAGAUUUUAAUAUCUAUGUGAUCGACACACAUUUGAUUUGUCACCAGUGCUUAGUUAUCUAAUCUUAAUGUCAUCAGGGUUGGUAUGUAUGGUUUUAAAGGUCUCAGUUGUUGUUUUUGUUGUUGUUGUUGUUGUUGAUUUCAUGUGACAUUUUUGAGUAGCUGGGGUGGUUUAGGUUUACGUUUAGUCCUUGAUUGUUAGCUGCAUAGACUUAAUAGUAUGGUAGUUGCUUAUUACCGAGAGGUUGAUACGGGAGUGGAAAAGGUUAUGAACAUAUGAUAGCAUUUUAAUCCUAAAUGACAGUUGAUGCGGGGGCCUAUAUAAGAACGUCUGUGUAUGUUUGCACUUAAGAUAAAACUGUUUAUUUUGUUCUCUAAUUAUAUCCCCUCAGUAGCUAGUAGAAAAGUAAUUCAUAAUUUUAAUGGAUGAGAGAUUUUUUAUUUAUUUAUAUAUACUGUAUAAAAUAAAAAAUGUGAUCAAGCUUUUUAAUUGACUGGCAUAUUACAUAAUUGGUCAUUAGAAUUUUAUUCUUUUAUUCUCUUGUGAUAAAAAAAUAUGUAGCAGUAAAUAAUUAAACCAGUAUCAGUAAAUGUUAAACAAAUUUUACUGUCGUGAUUAAGUUAUCAUACUUGUCCAUAUGAAGUUUUGGAAAAGGAAGGAAAUGUAAGAGACCAAUAUAUUUCAAUAAGCCAGUCAAUUAAAUGUUUUAAAUGUGAUAUUUUGCCCCAAUUACAGUAGGAAAUUUUUACAAAUAUAUCUUAUUAUUUCUACAGAUCUGCCAUAAAAGAACUUGAUAUUUUUUCCAAAGAUAAAUGCCAAGUUGUUGUAUAAACUAUCUUGUAUAGAUAUUAUAUAUAUAUACAUAUUGUUUAAAGCCCAUAGGAGCGGUAAGUUUUGCUGUGAAGAUGGGUUUCUCGCCGGUGUUGAAUGAAAUUAAAAUGUGCAUGAAUGAUUCUAAAAAUAAUUAUAUCAGUAAAACACCUACCGGUAAUACCAAGACAAACCAAUUACUAAACACUUUCAAAGAUUAAGAUUUCGGAUGUUUUGGGUGUGUAUUUUCUUUCAAAUUUUCAAGAAAAUAAUAAAAAAAAUAUUCCAGCUUAAGAAAUGCACCAAUUUACGAAAUAAAACGAUAGUUGUACACAAAAAUAACACUAUGUAUAUCCAGACCAAAAAACUUGCUUUUUUUUUCAUGCCAUUCCCUUUGCCUGUGUGUAGCUAGCAUGUACUUAACCAGAAAUUCAACUAUUUAUAUACAUAUAUUUGUAUAUAUAUAUUUGCUUGAGCACCCCUCAGAGUUUGUAUAUAUGUAAAAGACAAGACACCCUUUUCACUCCGUUGCUUCCGAAUAGCCUCUGAAAAUUUGCCUCCAAAAUUGUCCAUUUUUACCAUCGAUUCUUCAUACUGAGGUCACUUAACAUUGGACCUAUUUUUUAUUGUAUUUAUAUUUUUGUGUAACACUUAAGUACCUCCCAUCAUACAUUAGUUGGCAACAAAGAAUGUUACCUUGAAGUCAUAUACUAAAAGCCCAUACCUGGUGUUGAUAAGAAUACUACGGCUGGAAAUUUUAAUGAUCUACAUUAGAUCUAUCUAGGUCACAUACUCAUCCACUUUGAAUCAAAUUUUGAUUUGAUUAUUUUCAUUCCGAAAAUAAUCCGUUGAAUUAUAGUUCUUAUAGCAUGAAAAUGGCAACCUGUAAAUGUGAAAUGGGAGGAGGGAUAAUGAUGCUGAAUUUCAUCUGUCUUCAGUACUCAAUGAUAAAAUCUCUGUACUGAUACAGGAGAAGUGUACUCCUGUUUGACACUGAAUGAAAACACUCUCCCCUCAUUACUUUUAUCAAUUUUAGUGCUGCUUUUGGAUAGGAAAUUUUAUCCAACAUUAAAAGAAAAUGUGCUCAUUUUUUUUUAUUAUUCAAGCUGAUAGGCAUCAAUUAUAGAUAAAUGACAAAUACCAUGUUAUACUGAAAAGGAAGUUAUUAUUGAAGGUUUAUUGAUCCAGUUAUUUUAUAUUCGAAAUUUUGUGAAACCGAGAGAAAUCUUCCUUGUCUGUAAUGAAAUUGUACCUCGUUUGUUUUCUUUUCAAUAUUUAAAAAAGAAACAAAUCACCAACCAUGAUGAUCACUAUUGAUCAGCUGGAAUUCUUGAAUUGUGAUUUAGAGUUGUAGAGCAUGAUGAAUCGUAAACAUUUGAACAAAGGCUGCUUUGAAGAAGGUUUGGGAGCCUCGUCUUCGGGCAUACUCUAUGGGUCCAUGUGCGAACGUCAUGUUGAGAUAGUUAUAUUACGUUAAAAAGCUUUAAAUUGUAUCUUUGACUAUGUACUAUGUGAUAAAGACAUUAGGUAUAGAGCAAUACCAUCUUGUGUCGCACGCUUGUUUUGUGCAUUGUUUGUCGUAAAAGAUUAUUUAAUCCUUGCAAAAUUAAUCAUCAUGAAACGCGUUGGUAUAUAUAAACUUAAUGAAUAUUUUAUGUUGAACAGUUUAGUGGUGUUAAUCGACAUUUUGUAUGAUUUUUGAUUGAUGUCUUUUUUUUUGGUUCUUUUUGACAAGAUAGGCUAGAAUUAAAUGAAUAUUUUAUUAAUUAACCUUUAGCUUAGAAUGUUAUUAGUAACCAAUAUGUAGUCCUCAUCAUGGCAUUUUACAUUCUUUUGAAGUACAUGAUUGAAUUAAAUCAACAAAGGAAAUAAAAAUAUUUUGAAAACCGAUUUGUUUAUGUAGAAUACAUAUUUUUUUCUAGUUUUUAUCAUGGCUUUUCAUUGAAAAAAACAACAUUGAAAUAGAACAUGGAGAGAAAAAAAAAUCAUUUGAAUAAUGUUUAAGGAAGGAUGCAAAAUCUGAACAAUAUCUGUAAUUAAACUACUAAAGAAUUAAUUUAUUAAUGUAAUAAUCUAAUUGAAAACUGUCCUUUAUUUUCUGAUAUCUGUAUUAAUGCUAAAUAUGGAAUUUAUAUUUGAAGUCGCACUUUAUCGUAUUUGUAACACGAUAGGUUGACUAAUGUGAAAUGUUGCAGUGACCUUAUAAAGAGGAACCACUAGGAACUGAGCGUGACAAAACUGUUGGAUUUUGUUGUAUUUUACUAAAUUACCGAUAAUCAAAAUGGUUUUACCAGUUGCAUUUCGCCUUGAAACGGUGGACAGUGGUUUUAUUCGUUGUUUCUAUGUUAAUAAUUCAUGUGGUGGUGUAUGAUAUCCCUGGAAAACAGUCUACUUUUUUUUUUAUCUUCAAUUUUUUUUCAACCAAAAGGACAACCAUGUAUUCAUGUGCCUUGUAUGUACCAAGUUACCCUUUUCUAGCACUUUGGACGAAGUUAAUGUCUAGUUCGUCAUUGUCACCUUGUGAAUUCAAGAUUUAGGUAGCAGAAGAGAAAAUCGUUUUGAUGUUAGAUAGGUCAGAAUUUGCAUCAACUUAAACAUUGAUAACUGAUGAUAAUGAAUCCUAUUUUAUUAGAUUUUAUGCAGAAGCUGAUUACGUUUCUAAACUAUGAUAAUUUCUACACAUAUUUGUGGGUUUUUCACGAUUUUCAUUCCUAGGAAUCAUUGAAACAUGAUCAACAUUAAAAUUUGGUUACGGGAAGCAUCGGUGAUCUAAAUUAGGAUUAACCUUUUGUUGCAUACGAUUCACACAUUUGUCACAUGAUCAUGCCAAGGAAAGUCAGUGUGGCCCCGACCCUGUGAGGCCUCAAUAGUUUGUGUUGAAGACCAUACUCAUUAAAAAUUACAUCAGUGUACAAAUUCAUUAAGCCGAAACAAAAGUUUAUGUACAUUCAUAUUUUCAUCUCAUAGUAAAUUAACCAUAGAAUGAAUUUGUGCUUUAACCAGACCUGGCCACUUCAAAUCUCCACAUAUAGCAAAUUGUGUUACCCAUUUUAAGGCAUGAUUGUGAAUCUUUAAAAAAAAUAUUUUUAUUAUUAUUAUUUAGAUACUUCAAUAUUAUGAACUGCUUUAUUUAUUAUUAACAAUAUUCAUAAUUCUAUGCAGCAAUGAUUUAUGGAUCAGUAAAUUUCUGCAUUUCAUAAUUAAUAUUUCUCUUACAUAUUAAAUAUUUACGAAAAUACAUUUCGUCGAAAAGACGAAAAAUUCUUGUGAAAAUGUUUUGAUGAACUAUAAAAUUUUGAGAAUUUUUUAUAUGAUACAAAAAAUUAUUGCAAAAGUAGAACAAUAUUAAAAAGCAAGGUGAAGUUAUUUGCGAUAGAAUUUCCAUUUCCUAUAUAUAUAUAUAUCUGUUUUGGUUUUGGUAAGGUAUGACUCAUGUAUUACCUUGCUAAGGUAUAGGGCCAUCAUGUACUGUAUGUUACUGUACAACAAAAUGCUAAAUUGUUUUGGAUAUUCAUACACACAUAGAACCUCAGAUGUACUUGUAGUACUGUAAAUUUGUGUUUUCCAAGGUAGAAAGGGACUGUUUACCGUCUUUUUUUUUUCAGAAGUCAAAUACUUCAAAGUAAUAAUCCAUGUCAAAUUUAAAUUGUUAUUUGUAUUUAGAAAUAAAUGUUAUCAAUAAAAAAAAAUAUUGGU